Molecule: messenger RNA, 2760 nt
Organism: Cuscuta epithymum
Lineage: Eukaryota; Viridiplantae; Streptophyta; Magnoliopsida; Solanales; Convolvulaceae
Source: the annotation of a GenBank genome assembly
GGAUGAACUAGACUUGAUGAGGAACAUACACAAAAAAAUUGAGCAAAAAAUACCACCGGGAAGGCCCCCAAAUGGAGGAGGCCGGACGGGGCUGCUGUCCGGAAUUUCCGGACAGGAAUAAUCCUAUAUAUAUAUAUUUAUUUAUCGGGAGAAUUCAAAUAAAAAGGAGUCUUAACGUGUAAAAUGAGAAUUAAUCUGAGUCGUCCAAUUUUUCAAUCUGAUGCACAAUAGUCCUUAUCUAAUGCACUAUGCAUCAGAUAAGGUUUGAUGAACAGUGCCUGAGAUAAGGACUAUUGUGCAUCAGAUUGAAAAAUUGGACGGCUCAGAUUAAUUCUCAUUUUACUCGUUAAGCUCCAGUGCCGUAAAAGCUCCCACCUACUGUGGGGUAAGAGGGGGUCAGACUAAAAAUCGCAUUUUAGUCUUACCUCUGUACUAAAGCACAGGGAGACUGUUUGCGGGUGACCCAUAGUGAAAAUCGCGUCGAAAAUUGCAUGGACUGACUGCUUCAUAACUAUGAAGCGCAAACAAUUUAGUGAGCCAUUUUGCUUUAUUCCAUCAUAUUCCCAAGCCAAAAAAUAGUGAGUCUUUGGCUCCAUUGGAAAUGAUGGAAAAUAUAUAUAUAUAUAUAUAUAUAUAUAUAUAUAUAUAUAUAUAUAUAAAGAUAAAAGGAUAAAAAAUAUAAGAAAGAAAAAGAAGAUAAAGGGAAAAAAAGAUGCAAGAGAUUAAUCCGCCACGCGGAAUAAAUAAAAAAAAUAUAAUUAGGAUGUCCAAUUUACAGUAGUUGUAUACCAAAACUAAAAGCUUGUCCCUUGCUUCAUGUUUUUACUCUUUUAGGCUUUUAUAAUCUCAUUUUCUACUAAAAAUGAAUAUCAUACAUUUAUUGCGUAACCAAUUACUUUGACUUGGUGAUAGGUAUGGAUUUAGCAAAGAAAUUGUGGAAUGUCCUGGUACGGUUGCUAUGAAAUUUCUCACGGGAGCUGUCUUAUUUUUAUUUUUGCUCUGUAUUUUCUUGUCUAGUUUCCCUUACCUCUUCUUUGGUUGAAAUAAGGUGGUAAAAUGUAAAUGGAAGAGUUCAAUAAGAUGUUAGGUUUGAUUCAAUAGAAGAGUAUGGUUGAAUUAUUAUUUUCAAAAAUAUAUCUAAAUAAAAGUGAAGUACAUUUGGUACAACUUUUAUCUUAAUAAUUUUUAUAGUAAUCAAUAUGCAUAACAAAAAUUCUGUAGAACAGAUUUUGAUGAAAAAGAUUAAAUGAAAUUCACAAAAAGAUCAUUCCUCCAAUAUACCCCAAUUUGGAGGAGUAAGCUCAAGUGCUCAAGUGAGUUAGAGGAGCUCAUAGAUCCUCCACUUUCCUCACCCCCUUCUUGAAUCCCUCCCCUCUCAUCCAAAGUCCUCCAACCAAGCAAGGGCUGAUUCAAAACUUGAGCUUUUAGAGUUGUGUACUUCUGUUGUUGUUUUUACAUAGCAGCUUACUGGCCAUCAAGAGUCCGGGUUUGUGGUUUUUGGUUUCUUCCCAUUGAUCGCCUAUUCUCAUGUAACAAAUGUUUGGAAGGAUCUGCAUUGGCUUCUACAGAGUUAAAAGCAAAAAAUGGGUUGUGUCUUGCUCACACCAGAUUGCAAUACUUCUUGAGUACUUCUGAACAACACCCGCCACCAAUUUUCAUAAGUCUCAGUUCUGUUGGAAGCAUGGGCUUUAUGACGGACCCUUGGGCAUUUCUUCGGGUACUUGGACAUGUUUUGGAAAUCACAAGUUACAGGUUUAUUCUGCUGUCAGCUGGAUAUAAGCCUUUAAACGACGUAAUCCAACUGUGUGCUCAAGAAUCAUCUUCAUGUUCAGAACAAACACCAUGCAACAAUGAUGAUGGAGUUUUUCUUUUCAAUGGCCGGUUUCUUUCUUUACCAGGUAGUUCUAUAUCGUACCAGUGGUUGUUUCCAAGAUGUGCUGCUGCAAUCCAUCACGGGGGAAGUGGGUCCACUGCUGCUGCACUGCAAGCUGGAAUUCCUCAGGUGAUAUGUCCAUUCAUGCUGGAUCAGUUCUAUUGGGCAGAUAGGAUGUUUUGGCUUGGGGUUAGUGCAGAGCCGCUGAAAAGAGAGCACUUGGUACCGGACACAAAUGAUAGCUGCGGCAGCAGCACCAAAGAAGGAGCCAAAAUGCUUGCGAAGGCCAUAAACUUUGCUCUCUCUUCUCAGGUUAAAAAACGGGCAUUGCAGCUUGCAAUCACUCUGUCUACUGAGGAGGAUGGAGUAGCACAGGCAGUGAAGAACUUGACUGAAGAGCUUGGCGGAGGAGAUAUGGUAAACUGGUGAAGUGCACUUUCGCGGAAGAUAAGCAAAGAGCCAUCCCCCCACACUAAUGGAAAGUUUUGCAAAUUUUUUCUGGAACUGGAAGAUCUUUCCGUGAUCUUCAACAUAUCCGGGGUUCAAUGUGACCAUGUGGUGUAUCCAUUUAUUUCCUCCAUAUCCCGUCAAUUUGGAGAAGUCCCCUGGAUGUUUUCACGACGUGUAAGGUACAGUCAUUUGCUUUGAAAAUCCACUAAGUUUGCAACGUGGUUAAGUUAAAACCUUUGAAGGAUUGUACCACUGCCGUAAUAAUUAGUUAUGUGUAAAUGUUGUGUGGUGUGAUUGUCAUGUAUGUUUGGUGUCUUGUUUGGACUAGAUUCUUACCCGUGUGAUGCAUGGAUCAAAAUUAAGCCUCAAUUAUCUUUUAUUAUUUGUUAACAUUAUUAGUGAAAGAAUUAUAUAGUCCGGUGAAAGCUAGUACGAGC